AUGUAUAGAACAAACACAAAGACCCCGCUAGCAAAUCCUGCUCCACAAGAUUCUUUGAAUCAUAAAAAAUCAUCCAGUACAGAGAGUCCCUAUGACGAAGAUAGCUCUCCAGACCCACCACUCCUUAAGACUAAAUCAAAUAUCGAUAAGAGUCUCCGCUCUUUGCUCCCUCCAAUAAGUCCUAAAAAUUACCGUAAAGCCACAACUUUGCAAAUCGAAGUUCCUCAACGUACAGUAAAACAGCCCACCAAGUCUUAUCCUUCAUCUGCUACUGAAAAUAAUAAAAUAACCAGAAGCAAGAUUACAAUGAUCGACGACUUUGGUCUGUUGAAUCAUGAAGAUUUAGAUUCUGACGCACAAACCUAUCAUCCUUAUACCACUAGGAGGAGAAGUGUCGUUAUUUCUGAUUUUUGAGGCAAAAAAACUACUCAGGCUGUAUUGCAGUCUCCUGAGCUGAAAGACGCAGUUAGGUAUAUGAAGCACAAAAGAUUUGUUGACGACCUAACGCUAAGAUCAACGAUAGCAAGCAAUUCUUCUCCCAGACAUAUGGAUGAAAAUAUAAAUUUAAAACUUAUGGCAUAUAAUGCCAAAGGGUCGUCAACGCCAACCCUCUCACCUUUUUCAGUUAAAACACCUGAAUUCGUAAUUAAAAAUGAGCAAGAUAUGAAAAGGUCAAAAGAGCUGAAAAUGUUGAAUGAAAUCAUGAAAGAUUGCGAUGAGCUGCAUACUGAUAUACAGAGCUUAUCGGAAAAUAGAAGGAAAAGCUUCCCUAUUAUUCCCCAUAAGCUAACAGCUGGAGAGAAAAAGAGAAUCAAGUACAAUAAAAAGCUAUUAAUGUAG
Blepharisma stoltei is the source of this 840-nucleotide messenger RNA. NCBI's taxonomy places the organism in Eukaryota, Ciliophora, Heterotrichea, Heterotrichida, Blepharismidae. The record is from the annotation of a GenBank genome assembly.